AUGGCGACGACUUCGUCCAUGUUUAUGUAUUCGUUGACGAUACAGCCUCCCACUGCCGUCACGCAAGCUAUAUUGGGUCAAUUCGCAGGAACCAAGGAGCAGCAGAUCAUAACCGCGUGCGGUUCUCGUCUGACUCUGCACAGACCCGACCCAACGCAGGGCAAGAUUACAGAUAUUCUUUCGCAUGAUGUCUUUGGCAUUGUUCGAACGCUGGCAGCGUUUCGUCUCGCUGGCAGCUCAAAAGAUUACAUUAUCGUUGGCUCCGACUCUGGCCGUAUAACUAUUCUUGAAUACGUCCCAUCUCAAAACCGUUUCAGCCGGUUACAUCUCGAAACCUUCGGCAAGUCCGGAGUCCGUCGAGUUGUUCCGGGACAGUAUCUCGCUGUCGAUCCUAAGGGUAGAGCAUGUUUGAUUGCAUCGGUCGAGAAGAACAAGCUGGUUUAUGUUCUGAACCGCAAUGCGCAAGCCGAACUCACUAUUUCGUCGCCGCUUGAGGCCCACAAAGCUCAAACACUUGUCUUUGCCAUGGUGGGCAUGGAUGUGGGUUAUGAGAAUCCGGUCUUUGCUGCAUUGGAGGUUGAUUACUCUGAAUCAGACCAGGAUCCCACCGGUCAGGCUUAUGAAGAAUUGGAGAAAUCCCUCGUCUUCUACGAACUCGACCUUGGUCUCAACCAUGUCGUUCGCAAAUGGUCUGAUCCCGUUGACCGGACUGCAAACAUGCUUUUCCAAGUUCCUGGUGGCGCCGAUGGUCCAAGUGGAGUUUUGGUGUGCGCUGAGGACAACAUCACUUACAGGCACUCCAAUCAGGAUGCGUUCAGGGUGCCCAUCCCUAGACGUAAAGGUGUUACAGAAAACCCGGAAAGGAAACGAUCCAUCACAGCCGGUGUCAUGCACAGGAUGAAGGGUGCCUUCUUCUUCCUGCUCCAGAGUGAGGAUGGUGAUUUAUUCAAGGUGACCAUCGACAUGGUGGAAGAUGACAAUGGCCAGGCCACGGGCGAGGUUAGACGGUUGAAGAUCAAGUAUUUUGACACCGUGCCAAUUGCUACGAGCCUUUGCAUCCUCAAAAGCGGUUUCCUCUUCGUCGCCAGCGAGACGGGUAAUCAUCAUUUUUACCAGUUCGAGAAGCUCGGUGACGACGAUGAGGAGCAGGAGUUUGACAGUGACUCAUUCUCUCCUGACAUUCAUGAACCUUACACCCCCGUCUUCUUCUAUCCUCGCCCGCAUGAAAAUCUCAAUCUUGUUGAGAGUAUCGAUUCUAUGAAUCCUCUGCUGGACUGCAAGGUAGCCAAUCUUACAGAUGAAGAUGCCCCCCAGAUCUAUUCCAUUUGCGGCACAGGAGCUCGCAGUACUUUCCGUACAUUGAAGCACGGUCUGCAAGUAUCCGAAAUCGUUGAAUCGGAACUGCCAAGUGUUCCCUCGGCUGUGUGGACUACCAAACUCACUCAGAACGAUGAAUUCGACGCCUAUAUCAUUUUGUCGUUCACGAAUGGAACGCUUGUACUUAGCAUUGGCGAAACCGUUGAGGAGGUUACAGAUACUGGAUUCCUGUCCUCGGCACCAACGCUUGCUGUGCAACAGCUGGGCGAGGAUGCUCUCAUUCAAGUCCAUCCCAAGGGCAUCCGGCAUAUCCGCGCCGAUAGGCGCGUCAACGAGUGGCCAGCUCCUCAGCAUCGGUCCAUUGUUGCUGCCACCACCAACGAGAGACAAGUCGCUAUUGCACUGAGCUCUGGAGAGAUUGUUUACUUCGAGAUGGACAGUGAUGGCUCAUUGGCGGAGUAUGACGAAAAACGUGAGAUGAGUGGUACUGUCACAUGUCUUAGCCUCGGAGAAGUGCCUGAAGGUCGAGUGCGGAGCCCAUUCCUUGCUGUCGGCUGCGAUGACUCGACUGUGCGAAUCCUUAGUUUAGAUCCGGAUUCGACUCUUGAGAAUAAGUCCGUGCAAGCGCUGACCUCCGCCCCUUCCGCUCUGUCUAUCAUGUCUAUGGCGGAUUCUUCCUCGGGUGGAUCGACCCUCUAUCUCCACAUUGGAUUGUAUUCUGGUGUCUACCUACGAACUGUCCUUGAUGAAGUGACUGGAGAACUCUCGGAUACAAGGACUCGCUUCCUGGGUCCCAAGCCGGUCAAACUGUUCAGAGUCUUGGUGAAGGGCCAGACAUCAGUACUUGCACUGAGUUCUCGGCCAUGGCUGGGUUACUCUGAUCUGCAGACGAAGAGCUUCAUGCUCACACCUCUUGACUAUGUCGGUCUCGAAUGGGGUUGGAACUUUAGCAGCGAGCAAUGUUUGGAGGGUAUGGUCGGCAUUCAAGGCCAGAAUCUCAGGAUCUUCUCUAUCGAGAACCUCUCCAGUAACCUCCUGCAAGAGAGCAUACCUCUCACUUAUACACCUCGCCACUUUGUUCGACAUCCCGAACAGCCUUUGUUCUACGUUAUUGAAUCAGACAACAAUGUUUUGUCACCGGCUACCAAGGAGCGAUUAUUAAAUGACCCUGCGAAACCUGUCGUUAACGGAGAUGCUACGGUCUUGCCUCCUGAGGAUUUUGGAUACCCCCGAGGACAGGGUCAUUGGGCCUCUUGUGUUCAAAUUGUCGAUCCUGUCAGUGGCAAAGAAGUUGUCAAGUCCUUCGAGCUGGAGGAGAAUGAGGCAGCAAUCAGUGUUGCUGUUGUAUCCUUUUCCAGUCAGGAUGACGAACCUUUCUUAGUUGUUGGCACAGGAAAAGACAUGGUGGUAAAUCCGAGGUCAUUCACCUGUGGCUUUAUUCACGUCUACCGCUUCCAAGAUGAAGGGAGAGACCUGGAAUUCAUCCACAAAACCAAAGUCGAAGAGCUACCGUACGCACUCCUUGCCUUCCAGGGCCGAAUGCUCGCUGGCGUUGGACCAAAUUUACGCAUCUUCGACCUUGGUAUGCGUCAGCUUCUGCGAAAAGCACAGGUGCAGGCUGUUCCAAACCUCAUUGUGGGGCUUUCGACUCAGGGUAGCAGGAUUAUUGUCAGUGAUGUUCAGGAGAGUGUCGUCUAUGUGGUCUACAAGUUCCAGGAGAACCGACUGAUUCCGUUUGUGGACGAUUCCAUUGCUCGAUGGACCACAUGCACGGCCAUGGUCGACUAUGAAACCGUUGCUGGUGGCGACAAGUUUGGCAAUAUUUGGCUCCUUCGUUGCCCUCAGAAAGCAUCUGAAGAGGCCGAUGAGGAAGGCUCGGGUGCUCAUCUUAUUCAUGAACGAGCCUAUCUUCAGGGCACGCCGAACCGGUUGGCUCUGAUGGCACACUACUAUUCGCAAGAUAUCCCGACGAGUGUUCACAAGACGCAACUCGUCGCGGGAGGUCGGGAUUUGCUUCUGUGGAGUGGACUGCAGGGUACCCUCGGCAUAUUGGUUCCUUUUGUCGGCCGUGAAGACGUCGACUUCUUCCAGACGCUGGAACAGCACAUGCGGACUGAGGAUGCUCCGCUGGCUGGAAGAGAUCACCUGAUAUAUCGCAGCUAUUAUGCGCCCGUUAAAGGCGCCAUUGAUGGAGACUUAUGCGAACGCUAUACUCUUCUACCAACUGACAAGAAGUUGAUGAUUGCUGCCGAACUUGACCGUUCUGUUCGUGAGAUCGAGCGCAAGAUUUCGGAUAUGCGCACUCGUGUAGCAUAUUAA
Xylona heveae TC161 is the source of this 3636-nucleotide messenger RNA. RefSeq lists its product as hypothetical. The transcript is spliced from 5 exons. Gene Ontology annotation, cellular component: U2 snRNP; nucleus. The coding region runs from base 1 to 3636 and encodes 1211 amino acids. The record is from RefSeq and is a predicted model, not a curated record. Gene Ontology annotation, molecular function: U2 snRNA binding; protein binding. NCBI's taxonomy places the organism in Eukaryota, Fungi, Ascomycota, Xylonomycetes, Xylonales, Xylonaceae. Gene Ontology annotation, biological process: mRNA splicing, via spliceosome.